This is a messenger RNA of Scaptodrosophila lebanonensis, 1165 nucleotides long. RefSeq names its product synapsin-1 (gene Cpr97Ea). Gene Ontology annotation, cellular component: chitin-based extracellular matrix. The record is from RefSeq and is a predicted model, not a curated record. Bases 110 to 1165 code for a protein of 351 amino acids. NCBI's taxonomy places the organism in Eukaryota, Metazoa, Arthropoda, Insecta, Diptera, Drosophilidae. Gene Ontology annotation, molecular function: structural constituent of chitin-based larval cuticle. The transcript has 4 exons.
UGGGUGUUGCCCAGCGAAGGCCUUUAACGGUUCAAUUAAAGUUUUAAAUCGAUUUGGAGCAGUGCGGCCAGACAAAGACAACAAACAUACAAACGAACAGCGAGUCAAAAUGAAUGUGUUACAACGUAUACUACUUUUGGGCUGCUUGUGUGGCAGCUUGGCCAGCGCUCAGGACUAUCAAGACUACCAGGAGAACACACCUCGACCGGCACCUGUCAGACUGCGUCCGAGCAUCAGUGCGCACGUGGAGGCGCAGCGACCGACGCCUGUUCCCAUUCUCAAGCAGAUCAAUAAACAUAAUGAGGAUGGCUCCUACACAUACGGCUAUGAGGGAGCCGAUGGCUCCUUUAAAAUCGAAACUAAGCUGGCGACUGGAGAAGUCAAGGGCAAGUACGGCUAUGUGGAUGAGACAGGCAAGGUGAGAGUGGUCGAAUACGGUGCCAAUAAGUAUGGCUUCCAACCAUCGGGUGAAGGCAUCACUGUUGCUCCACCAACCCUAGUGGAUGAAACGGCCAAGGAGGAGCCAGAGUAUGAAGAUGAGCCGGUGCAGAGACCUCAGCGGCCUUACCGCGUUCAACGACCCCAGCAACAGCAGCAUCGUCCGUCUCCAUCACCUUUGCCGCCGCGUCCACAGCCUCAGUAUGUGCAAUAUGCCGAGGAGGAGCCUGAGCCAGAGCCACCACGUCGCAUACAGUACGCAGCCCCGGCUCAGGCAGCGCCAGUGCCACAGCGCUUGCAAGUGCCCGGCGCUCAGCGUUCCACAGACGUACUUUAUUCACCACUUCAGCGUCCUGCACGCCCUGAGCCCGACUACUCGCAAUCGCAAAACUUCGGAGAAGGUCCGUCCAACGUUCGUAUCUCCAGGCCCGUCUACGCGCCUGCUCCUGUCUCACCAGCACCUAGCAGUGCACGCGCCCAAGGCUUCUUAGCGCCUGCUUCUGGCGGUCGGCCAUUGCUGGAGCCUGUGCAUUUCGGUCCCACCCAGGCGCCCAUUGCACGACCAGUGCAACAGACCAUUUCCCAACCACAACAGCCGCGCUAUCAGCCACAGCCACAGGGACGGAGUGGCGGCGGUGGCAGCUUGCUGGACCAGCUAGCGCGUGACUAUGCUCUACCCCAAGGAAGUGCGCAGCCGUUGCAUGAUAUUUCCUUCGGCUACUAUUGA